AUGAAGGCCGCUACGUUGGUACUAGGUGUUGUUGGACUGGCUGCGUUGGUCAGUGCCGCCCCGCUGGAGGUCAGUCCCUGGGCUUUGGUGCCCGAUGGUCAGGGCCGGCUCCAUCUCCUCAACGUGAACCCGUACGACGUUCCCACCAGCGACGCUGAGGUCGAGCCACUGUUCAACCCCGAGACGGAUGUCGUGUUCCGUCUGUACACCCGUCGCAACCCGGUCCACCCGCAGGUGAUCAACUGGAACAGCCAGGCUUCGGUGUCGGGCAGCAACUUCAACCCGGCUCAUCCGACGCGCUUCCUCAUCCACGGAUUCCUGGAGGGUGAGGACGCCAGUCUGCACUGGAGCAUCAAGGAUCACUUUAUCCGCAUCGGCGAAUUCAACAUCGUCAACGUGGACUGGGGUGCAGGUUCGCAGACGAUCAACUACAUUGCCGCCCGUAACCGUGUCGGUGCCGUCGGUGAAAUCAUCUCGCGCAUGAUCAACACGAUCGUAUCCGCGACGGGAGCAUCCCGGGAUAACAUCAACCUGAUCGGACACAGUCUCGGGGCGCACGUUGCAGCUAACGCUGGCAAGCACCAGAACGGACAGCUGAACACCAUCAUCGGUCUGGACCCGGCCGGUCCGCUGUUCUCGAAUGGCCAGGCGGACCUUUUCGGUGCCAACGAUGCCCACUACACGGAGGCGAUCUACACGAACGCUGGUCUGCUCGGGUUCGAUCAACCGCUGGCCCACGCCAACUUCUACCCGAACGGUGGACGCUCGCAGCCCGGAUGCAUCCUGGACAUUGCCGGUAUCUGUGCGCACAACCGUGUGAACGAUUUCUACGCCGAGUCCGUCUCGUCGUCCGUGGGCUUCCGGUCGGUGCGUUGCGCAGAUCAUGGUGAAAUCCUUGGCGGACGCUGCACUCCGAGUGGCGCCAACGCGAACAUGGGCGGUGAGCCGUCGAACCGUGGACGCGGUGUUUCGGGUGUGUACCAUCUGACCACCAACUCCAACUCGCCGUUUGCUCAAGGUUAA
Molecule: messenger RNA, 1023 nt
Organism: Anopheles coustani
Lineage: Eukaryota; Metazoa; Arthropoda; Insecta; Diptera; Culicidae
Product: pancreatic triacylglycerol lipase-like
Exons: 1
Coding region: 1-1023 (340 amino acids)
Biological process (GO): lipid metabolic process
Molecular function (GO): lipase activity
Source: RefSeq, a predicted model, not a curated record